UGGAUGCUAAUAAUACUAGGAAGCAAAUGAAUAAGAGGGGAGAAGCAUUGUGAAAGAAAAGUCCGGCACAGACUAUUCAGGACAAUGAAGUCUGCACUGUAUUUGUGUUUGCUGCUUUUUGGACUUCAAGGCCAGGGUCAACAGCAGGAACAACAAGCACACCAUUCCCCAGAAGACCAGUCCCAGGCUGAUGUUGAAAACUUGCCUCAUGUCAAGCUAGCCCCCAGCAACGCUGACUUUGCAUUUAAGCUUUACAGGCAGAUCAGAGAUGAGUCUGACGAUGGGAACAUUUUCUUCUCUCCUUUGAGUAUCUCCACUGCCUUUUCAAUGCUCACCCUGGGGGCCAGAUCAAACACGCUCAGAGAGCUGCACAAAGGCCUUGCCUUCAACCUGACUCAGCUGGAGGAGCAGGAGAUUCAUGAAGGAUUCCAGCGAAUCCUCCAGCUGCUGAAUGACCCUCACCGAGAAGUCCAGUUGAACAUGGGCAAUGCCCUGUUCAUAGAUAACCACGUGGAAUUGCUUCAAAACUUUUUGGAUCAUGUCUCAAAUUUUUAUUAUGCUGAAGCUAUUUCUACCAACUUCAAGAAUCCUCCAGAGGCUCUAAGGAAAAUCAAUGACUAUGUGGAAACAAAAACGCAUGGCAAAUUUGUUGACUUAGUGAAGAGUCUUGAUCCAGAAAAUGUGAUGGUUCUCAUUAACUACAUUUUCUUUAGAGGCUCCUGGGAAAGACCUUUCAAGAGUUUCAACACGAGAGAUGAUGACUUCUUUUUGGAUGCUGAGAAUUCUGUUAAGGUCAAAAUGAUGCAUCAAAACGAGGACUUUAAUGUGCACAGGGAUGAGAAGUUGUCUUGUUGGGUAGUAGAAAUCCCAUACAAAGGAAAUGUUACUUCAUUUUUUGUUCUGCCUGAUGAAGGGACAAUGAAACAGGUGGAAGAUGCUCUGCUAAAAGAAACAGUGGCUAAAUGGUUGAGAUCAUUUGAAAACAGGAACAUCUACUUGGGUCUUCCACAGUUCUCUGUCUCGGGCUCCUAUGAUGUUAAGAGCCUGUUUAAGAAAAUGGGUGUGACAGAGGUGUUCAGUGAUCAGGCUGAUCUCUCUGGAGUGGCAAAAAAUCUUCUUCUGAAGGUUUCCAAAGCUAUUCACAAGGCCACGGUGGAUGUUAGAGAGAAUGGCACAGAGGCUGCUGCAGUGACUGUGAUAGAAAUAGUACCAGUGGGUCUACCUUUUCCUCCUCCUCCUCUCAUCAACUUCAACAGGCCCUUCCUGAUGAUGGUUAUUGAUAAAACCACGGAUGCCGUGCUCUUCCUGGGGAAAAUUGUGAACCCAACUGCUAGGAAAGACUAGCCCAGAGCACUUAAACUCUCCAGGGCAGAGAGGAGACCUUGUGCACAUCCCAGAAAUUUCUUUGCAAAUUAGGACUAGAACUGAUCUGAUGUAUAAUUAACAAAUAAAAAAAUCUGCUGAUAAGUUCUUCUUUACUUCAAAACAGA
Molecule: messenger RNA, 1490 nt
Organism: Cyanistes caeruleus (blue tit)
Lineage: Eukaryota; Metazoa; Chordata; Aves; Passeriformes; Paridae
Product: alpha-1-antitrypsin-like
Molecular function (GO): serine-type endopeptidase inhibitor activity
Source: RefSeq, a predicted model, not a curated record